GUGAGCAGAAGAAACGUCUUUAAAAAAACUUUUGACUGGUAGUGUAUAAAAACAACAAGUCCCAUUUAGACAGCUAAUUACAUGUGUGUGAGAGAGAUCUGAACAAAAUGGGCAUGAUGGAUGAACAAAUGUCAAGGACAAGUUGCCUUACCUCUACAACAAAACGAUGACAACAACAAAAGCCUGCAGCUUAGCUUUGAUCUCUUGUUUCUACAUCUAGAUUUCAGACUUUUAAAGGUACGCAACGCAGCCAAAACAUUGUUGAUAGCCAGAGCGUCUAUGACUGAACCAUUGAGCUUUAUAUUUAAGCGUGUACGUCAGUGACCUCCUGAUGCAGUUUGUCAUCCGUGUACCUCUGAAAUCCUCAAGGAUGAAGCUCAUACUACAGCUGUGAUUGAUUGCCGUUGUCACACCUCCAGAGCUCCACACCCCGACGGACGUGUUACAUGCAGCAAGAAAUCGCAUCAGUGGAAACAAUAGCAAUUCUCUGAAAUCAAACUACAACGGCAGACGCCACAACAUCUUGUCCUUCACCUGUUUUGGAUUUUCACAGCUCAACGCCCAACAAAUACACGGACUUCAGUGGACAGGAGGUAUUCUGGUCUUUUCUAAGACAAUGGAGGUGUCAGAGGAUGACAUGCAGAGAUGUGUGAUGAAUUCUUGGAAUUUACAUUCCCCUUUAUAUCCGCACUAUCCUUAGCAAAGAACAGUCUGGUGUAACCAUGGCAACAGCAGCAUCCUCUGAGUAAUGUUUCACAAUGUCCUCAGUGUGGAGAGGAAUUCACUUAAUGAAAGCUCACAGGACCAUGGCAAAGAUUUAGCUACGACUUCCCAGCCUUGGAUGGAUAAUAACUGGUAACAGCUGCCAUGUUUACAUGUAAUGGCAGCUCACUGGAGGGGUGUGGCCUUCUUGAACCAAUAGAAACUGAGAUGCAAGACUCUGAUACUGCUCUUAUGCCCACCACUCUUAGGGUGGCACUGGCUGCCAUCAUGAUCUUCAUGAUCACCAUUGGUUUUCUUGGCAAUGCCAUUGUGUGUCUGAUAGUGUAUCAGAAACCAGCCAUGCGUUCAGCAAUUAAUCUGCUCUUGGCCACGCUGGCUUUUUCAGACAUCAUGCUGUCGCUGCUAUGCAUGCCGUUUACUGCCAUCACUCUCACAACUACGGACUGGAGCUUCGGAGUGGGAUUCUGCCGCAUAUCUGUCAUGCUGUACUGGCUGUUUGUUCUAGAAGGUGUGUCUAUACUUCUAAUCAUCAGCGUUGAUCGGUUUCUCAUUAUAGUGCAGCGGCAGGACAAGCUGACGCCCCAUCGGGCGAAAAUCCUUAUUGGCGCUUCAUGGGCUCUGUCGCUUUGCGUGUCGCUACCAUCUGUGGUCGGUUGGAGGACGGCUGGGAUUGGGGCGCAAGUACCGCAGUGCAUUCUGGGAUACAGUGAAUCUCUGGCGGACAGGGGUUACACGGUUCUGCUUGCGGUUGCUGUGUUUUUUGUGCCAUUCAGUGUAAUGUUGUAUUCUUAUCUGUGUAUCCUCAACACGGUUCGACGCAAUGCGCUGCGCAUCCACAAUCACACAAGUGAAGGCAGUGUCGCUAUUAACCACGUCAGCAAGUUGGGUUUAACCGGUCUGCAGCGGCCCCAAGUCAACGUGGACAUGAGUUUCAAAACCAGGGCCUUCACUACAAUCCUCAUCCUGUUCAUUGGUUUUUCAGUGUGUUGGCUGCCACAUACGGUGGUGAGCCUGCUGGCAGUGUUCAGUAGACGCUUCUACCUCAGCCCAGCAUUUUACCCUAUCAGCAUCGGGGCGCUGUGGUUGAGUUACCUCAAAGCGGUCUUCAACCCGGUGAUAUACUGCUGGAGAAUCCGAAAGUUUCGUGAGGCCUGCUUGGAGUUCAUGCCCAAGAGCUGUCAUCUCUGUCCCAAGAUUCCCGGGCGAAGUCGACGACGUAUAAGACCCAGCAACAUCUAUGUGUGCACCAGUGAGACCCAGUCUUCUGUCUAGGAUUUGCACCAAAGUAUGUUUUAAACUGACUGAUAAUGGAAGAUAAUAUUUAGAUAUGACACAUGGAUUCAAAGAACACUUAUGAAUUGAAUUGACAGAAAACUUUGAUCAUAGUCUGCAGUGAUGAAGGAAACAGCAUCCGCUGUCUGAAAUUCAUCAAAGCAAUACUGA
This is a messenger RNA of Labeo rohita (rohu), 2166 nucleotides long. RefSeq names its product G protein-coupled receptor 45 (gene gpr45). Gene Ontology annotation, cellular component: membrane. Bases 868 to 1995 code for a protein of 375 amino acids. The transcript is spliced from 3 exons. Lineage: Eukaryota; Metazoa; Chordata; Actinopteri; Cypriniformes; Cyprinidae. Gene Ontology annotation, biological process: G protein-coupled receptor signaling pathway. Gene Ontology annotation, molecular function: G protein-coupled receptor activity. The record is from RefSeq and is a predicted model, not a curated record.